Messenger RNA from Diversispora eburnea, 1259 nucleotides. NCBI's taxonomy places the organism in Eukaryota, Fungi, Glomeromycota, Glomeromycetes, Diversisporales, Diversisporaceae. The record is from the annotation of a GenBank genome assembly.
GACAGACGGAGAUGACUGGACCUCAAGUAUCGGCAUAUCUUUUAGGUUUUAAAGACCAUUACACAUCGAACAAAUUUGUUACAAUAUAUCUCAAUUCUUUUGAAACGUACUUGACUUCACGAUAUCCUAUCAAAAACCUACUCGGAUCAAUACAUUCAGAUGAUUUGAAUACUAACAGUAGUGAAAACGAAUCGAACCAAGAAGAUAAUGAUGAAUGUGAUCUAACUAAUAACGAGAUAUUUACAAUAACAAAUUCGAGUAAACGAAUAAAUGCAACCACUGCUAGUGACUUAAUGAUCGGAUAUGACUCAUGGCAUGAAGCAUGUAAUGUCUUUUUACAAAACUCAAAUCUACCAGCACGACUUCAAUUUGUUAUUAACGAUAUUGAACUUUUACACCGAUGUACAGAAGAAACAAUGUUAGAUCGUUGUUUACGUCAAAUUGUACACAAAAAUCUGGAAAUUGCAAAAAUUCGAAGAAUAGAAAGAUCUGUAAUAGGUUAUGAUAAUACUGGUGAUGCAGAAAUACUUUUAGACCAGGAUGACUUUAAUAUUGAUAACUUAGUUUCGUUGGACCCAUACGAAAUUAUGCAUUCCAGAUUACAUAAUACGAAAUUUCAAAAAAUUAUAACAUCAAGAAAAAGAAUAGAACAAACAAAUAACAAUAUGGAUUCUGAAGAAAACCGUAUCUCGCAACCCGUAUCCUAUCAAAAAAGAUCAACUAUUUUACAAUUAACAUUUCAAAAAAUUUCAGCUGACCUCAACGACAAACAAAAAAAAGCCUUUUCACUCGUCUAUAACCACUGCAAACAGAACUAUACCAGUAACCCUAAUAAACCACCCCAAUUACUAAUGUAUUUAGGUGGAGCCGGAGGUACAGGAAAAUCAAAAGUUAUCAAAGCUAUUUGCGAAUAUUUCAACCAGAUUGGUCAAAAACAAACUCUCGUCCUUUGUGCACUAACUGGUGUCGCUGCAUCAAACAUUGGUGAAUAUACUCUUCACUCUUUGUGUAGUUUCAAAUUUGAUAAUGAUAGUGAUAGUUACAACUAUAAUUUUUCCCAGGAAUCACUAAAAAAAACACUUCAAGAACAUUGGGCAAACAUAGAAUAUCUCAUCCUAGACGAAGUUUCCAUGAUGGGACAAAAACUUAUAACAAAAUUGCACGCAUAUAUUAAAGAAACAAAACAUUUUCAAAAUGAUACCAUACCUUUCGCUGACUUAAACAUCAUCUUUGCUGGAGAUUUUCUGCAACUCCCACCU